CAGUCAGUGUGUCUGCAGCAAUGGUGUCAUUGGUUUUGUCCAUUCUACUGUUUGUCCCCUGUUUUGCCCAGAUCCCGACUACAUGGGCCGAUGACUGUACAAGCUACUUGGACAAGAGCGGUGUCCGUCACGAUGACGCCCACUGUGGACGCAUGCACUGCUGUGGAGAGUGUGACACCAAGUUCUGCUGCAGCGACCACACGCAGCGUCUGACCCGAGAGGAUCAGGAGACAUGUGAUGAAAGGCCUCGCUUUGAAAAGUACGCCAAACGUGCUAUACUUUGGGGCAGCAUCCUGGGCGUCGUCAUCCCUCUUAUCUUCUGCGUGGGUCUGGUCGCCUGCUUUGUGGCUCCAUGCUGCUUCUUCUACAAGAAGUGCAGAAAAGGCCGCAACUCGCAGCGUCAAAAUGUGCCGACGACCACCUUUGUCGCCAUACCCCAUCAGCCGCCCCCUCCGGCACAGCAUUACCCGCCGUCUCAGCCGGGCUACCAGGCCGUGCCUGUGCAGCCUGGUUACGGCAUUCCCAACGCACCACCACCUCCACCAUACGUAGAAGCUGCUCCCCCAGGGCAUCAACAACCUGCUCCGCCUUCUGAUCUUGGUCAGCAUCCGCAGCCUCCAUACAACCCUUCUUACGGCUUCAAGCUUUAACGCACGCAAGAAUUGGACUGCAUGCUUUUGUCACCAUCUGUGUGUGGGAUCCUUCACUAUCACAACAUUAGUUCUGUUUGCUCUUGUUGUACGGUGUACUUCUUAUUAAAAAAACCGUGGUCAAUGA
Entelurus aequoreus (snake pipefish) is the source of this 777-nucleotide messenger RNA. RefSeq names its product protein shisa-5-like. The record is from RefSeq and is a predicted model, not a curated record. Bases 21 to 650 code for a protein of 209 amino acids. NCBI's taxonomy places the organism in Eukaryota, Metazoa, Chordata, Actinopteri, Syngnathiformes, Syngnathidae. The transcript has 5 exons.